UACGCGCUUCUUCUCGACGUCGUCUACGACACCACUUGUUGCCGACACGUUUCUGCAGCGACUCAGCGAACAGAUAUUUGUGAUGGAUCACCCGAAGCCACGUCAGCAGCAGCAGAGCAAUUGUGAGCAGGUGCAGCAGAAUACACAGCCAUGGAGAACAUCUGAUGCACUGGAGGGGCAGAAAGUAGCAAUGCAGAAGUUGGAAGAAUACGAGCAGGGGACAGCAGCACCUGUGAUCCCAGAUACGACAUCUGGUGGUGAGGGUCAGUUCAAACCAGUAGUGCCAUUGCAGGCACCACUGGCGAUGUCUGGUACCUCCCCGCAAGUAGACAUUCCACAUUCCACAUUGCCACCAUUAGAAAACACAAUAGCACCCCAUGUUGUGGUCCAGCCACAGAAAGACCAACAGAAUGGCACAUUGCAACUGUCUCCCGAAGAGUGGCCGACACUCAGAGAGUUGCAGACACGAGGCCGCCGCCGCCGUUCACGAGAGGAUCCCAACUCGCCACAGCAGCAGCGGUCAGCUACGACAUCUCCCAGAACAGUGCAGCACCACAACAAGGACUCCUCUGUGAUCUGCACACAACAGGACACACCUGCUAAGCCAGAGCACCACACGGAAGUGAGUACCACAAAUCAAGAAAACAUUAAUGCUGCCGAUUCAACUAUAAAAACCUUAGAAGUACCAUCAGAUGCUAGCAACCAGAGGGUAGAACAAAAUGAGGAGGGAUGCAAAGAGGAGCGUAUGCCAACUGAAACGUGCAGCACUCCAUCUACCCUCUGUGAAGAGCCUAUUGAUGCCUGCCAACAACCCAGCGUUGGUCAACAGCAGAUAGAUUACAUACCGUCUUCCGGAGCCUCAACACCGGUACCAUUACCGAGCAAUUCCAAGCCCGGACCAGACAGUUCCUCACAAUCUACAACAACUGCAAAUUCACCCAGUGAUGCUCUCCCAGAUAAGAACAACCUUCCAGAUAUGGAUUUGUUAUGUGGACUUACUGUCCACCCAAAUAAAUCAGUUUCAAAUCCAGAACAUUGGAGUACUGAUGUGUACCCAUCAACGUUUCAGUUAUCUGAAGUACCAUAUAAAAGCAUAUACAAUUAUCCUUAUGCAAAUAAUUUACCACCCGCAAUCCAAAAAAUUGCAUCCACACAUGGAGAAUAUGUUUUGCCAAAUGUUGCAAUGUAUGGAAUCUUUCUGAGACCCAGUGAAGUUUCACCCUAUUACAAUUAUCCAGGUGUACAUAACAACCCUGCAAUGUAUGCCACAUCACCACCAUUUUACUGCCCUCCAUCAUCGCAGAGUACAUCGAUGAACUACUGUCCAGCACCACUCUACCAACCAUGGCCAACACAGCAGGAGUGGGGAAAAAUUGUGGAGCCUCAGUUACCAGUGAAUCAGCAAUACCUGUCUGGAUUACAGCAGCAAACGAUGGCGCAAGGCCAACAAGGGGUGUAUACGCAUCAGGCGCCAGUUGGUGACCAAAUACCAGUGCUGCAACAACAUUCACCAGUGGCUCAGCAGCAACAUAUGCUCGUACCACUUCAAUGGACACCGAACUACCAGACGCCACCUGAGUCCCAGGAAAGAUAUAUGACGCAGUACCAGCCACCGAGCACACAGCAUGAGCCACAGCAAUUAAUAGCAUCCCAGCAGUACCCACCCCCAGCCAUGCAGCAGUACCCACCCCCAACCAUGCAGCAGCAACCACAGUUGCAACAGCAUUUUCCAACUACAAUGAAUGAGCAACUGGCAUCUCAGCAUUAUCCACCUGCAACCAUCUAUCAGCAGCUACCGUUGCAGCAGCAGCAGAAAUUUCCAUCUACAGAAAACGAGCGAGUGCCCUCUCAACAGUUACUGGCAUCCCACCAGUACCAAACAGUGUCUCAGCAGCAGAUACUGCAAAUGAAGUCUCAGGUACCAGUUACCUAUCCAGUGCCAGAAACAUCACAACAGCAGAGUGUGAACCAGUUACAACAGGGAGUGGUGCAGCAUACGCCACCAGUCUCACAUUUACCAGUGCCUCACAAUUUGACAGAGGAAAAUCAUCAGAAAACCGCUGUGGACCAAGAACAAAUGUUACACCCAUCACAACAUCAGAAAUCAAUGACGGACGAGCAGUGUCUACUAUCAACACACAAAGCAUCGCCUGAAGCUGAAGAGAGGCAAGCAGGAGUUCGGGAGACUCACGGACUAGACAGACCACCUCGCCUUCUGAGGCCUUGGGUGUCAGACGUGGAAGCUGCUAUGAUUCGUGGACAGGCACCCGUCAGGUCACCAGCCCCCGUGGUGUCAGCUACAGCACCUGCCUUACCAAUUCAACCCGACUUCCGGAGACCACCACCGCCUAUCAAAUUUCUGGCCACUGCACAAGGAGUCAAUCAACCCACGAGACCGGCCCCGGCUCAACAGCAUUGUGCCAAUGGUUCCCAUUGGCCAGAACAGUACCAGGUCCCACCCAGGAUGCUUAAUAAUCCCCGCAGUAAACAAAAUUGGACAAAUCCAUCACCAGUGGGAAUCCCAUCUCGCCGAGGUCGAGGAGGUUCUCUUAUUAACAGUGUUGGUCGGCCAAUACGGGGUCGUGGAGCCAGACUUCCAGGUUUAAAUGGUGGUGGCUCUGUGCAGAGGGUCUCUGGUCUGCAGAACCAGUGCUCUAACAUGAAUGGUCACAGGCCAAUGACUACUCCUCUCCCUCACAGCAUCAGGAGUGACGCAGCUGUGACUACGUCAAAUGAGAGUACCCAUUUUGAACAACAACAGAAGAACGAUUCACCAAAGGAGCCGUGCAGCAGUUCCUCAGAACUCCACUGCCAGGAAGAAAAUACCAACACAGAAAUUCUUGGGCAGGACCAACAUGACUCUGCUGGCAAUGUUAACACACAAAACUGCAUUUCAACUGUUCAAGGUCGUAGACAACAUAGAGGCACAUAUCGUGGCAGAAAUGCAUUCCGUGUAGGACGAGUUUUAACAUCUAGACAUACAACUGACAACAUAAAAAGUGACGAAGCAAGAACGCUGAGCAGCCCUGACAGCUGACAGCUUAUUGCAUUAUCAUAAAAUGGUGUAUGACAGUUUUAAAUAAGGAUAGUGUCUGCAUAUUAUCUUUCUAUUAGAUACAAGUUUUGUAUUAUAAGUAAUAUAUAUAUAUAUUUUUUUUUCCCAAUGGGAAAGAAAUGUCCGACAUAAGAGUGAAAUGGCAUAUUGUAAUGUGCUGUGUUGUUAGGUGCACAGAGCUUAUCACAUUCUGUGACUGCUUCUAUGUGAAGAGAGAAAAUGUUCACCACCAUUCUGCUUUGUCUAUGUAUGUGAAUUUCUUAUGCUUCAUAAAAUUUAGUUUAGUUGAAAAAUAAUAUGUACUUAAAAUGAUGUUUUGGCCAUGUAGUUGUUUUAUUUGAAUGCAUGUAGUUACUCAGGAGGUAUAACAGAUUAUACUACAAUAAGCAGCUUUAUACCUUCUGUUCCAUUUUUUAUUUGUAUGUGUACACUCUUUUUUAUGUAUCUAGUCUGUUUUUAUUAACCUUUUUAUUAUGAUACUAGUAUAUUUUUAUCUUUUUAAUAUUUACGUAGUCACAGGUAAAAUGAUUUCAUAACAUUUAUAUUCCAAGCCUGUCACUUAACUUCACUCUUGAAUUUUAUAUGUGUGGAAGUGCAAUAAAAAAAAUUAUUUUAU
This is a messenger RNA of Schistocerca gregaria, 3671 nucleotides long. Its product is annotated as histone acetyltransferase KAT6A-like. Lineage: Eukaryota; Metazoa; Arthropoda; Insecta; Orthoptera; Acrididae. The transcript is spliced from 8 exons. The coding region runs from base 83 to 3037 and encodes 984 amino acids. The record is from RefSeq and is a predicted model, not a curated record.